Molecule: messenger RNA, 1195 nt
Organism: Humulus lupulus (European hop)
Lineage: Eukaryota; Viridiplantae; Streptophyta; Magnoliopsida; Rosales; Cannabaceae
Product: carbonic anhydrase 2-like
Exons: 9
Coding region: 167-934 (255 amino acids)
Biological process (GO): carbon utilization
Molecular function (GO): carbonate dehydratase activity; zinc ion binding
Source: RefSeq, a predicted model, not a curated record
UAAUUCUAUAUUUGUCUUCAUAACUAUUGUUGUUUCUGCAAAUCCAAACUAUUAUUCUGGUUAUUCUACCCAUAAAUUACUCUGUUACUCAUAUAGUGCGGAAGAAUAUUAUCAAUUCUUCAAAAGGAAAGAAAUUAUAUAUAUAUAAAUCAGCAAAAAGAAUAUAAUGGCCGAUGAGCAGCCUUCCCAGUUGGCCAAUUAUGAAUGCGGCGUCAAGAAGAAUUUAGUGAUCAUCAGUGAGAAAGCCGAAAGCGAAAGCGAGGAAGAUGAAACAUUUUCUGAUGUAACGCUGAUCAGGAAUGGACAGGAUCCCAACGGCUGCUGCUUUGAUCCUGUUGAGAGAAUUGCCCAUGGAUUUAAGCACUUUCUCUCAAAUAAAUUUUAUAAGUAUCCAUGCUUGUUUAACGAACUUGCCGAAUCCCAACAUCCUAAGUUUUUGGUGUUCGCAUGCUCUGACUCUCGAGUGAGUCCUUCCCAUAUCUUAAAUUUUCAACCAGGUGAAGCUUUUAUGGCCCGUAAUAUCGGCAACUUGAUUCCAAUUUUUGACACGUUGAAAUACUCUGGAGUUGGUUCAAUCAUUGAAUAUGCAGUAGAAGAACUUAAGGUGGAGAAUAUUUUGGUAAUUGGACAUAGUCGUUGUGGUGGCGUAAAAAGACUUAUGUCUUAUCCUGAAGAUGGUUCUCCUCGUUUUGACUUCAUUGAUGAUUGGGUCAAUAUUGCGCAAGUUGCCAAAGAUAAAGUCAAAGCUGAACACAGUGAUUUAUCAUUUGAGGAACAAUGUGAAAUAUGUGCUGAGGAAGCGGUGAAUCUAUCUCUGAAGAAUCUACAUUCUUAUCCAUUUGUUAAAAAAGGAGUUGAAGAGAAGAAGAUAGCACUUAGGGGUGGAUAUUACGAUUUUGUGAAUGGAUCUUUCAAGCUUUGGGAACUUGAGUGAAUUAUUAAUUAUAAUUUCAAACUCCCAAUUUCCAUUUGAUUUUCUCACAACUUAUGUUUUCAUAUAUAAUUAAUGCGUAGUGUGUUUGAUCGUUUGUAGUGUGUUACUUAAUUAGUUAAGCAUCAUUUUCCUUAUUUAUUAUCGAAAGUAAUAAAGAAUUAGGAAAGCAGUUAUUCAUUGCUUUUCUUUAGUUUGUUUCCUUCUCUAAUUGUAAUAUUCCGUCCAAUAAGAUUGAAGAAAUCUUUCUCAGCUUCAUGUUCC